AUGGCGGCGCCGCACCUGACGAGUGAUGACGAGAUCGCGUGUCUCGCAUAUCAGAUGAGCGAGUUGGCGACUGACGUCUUCAGUCUCACAAACACUCGUCCGAGCUCACCUGUCCUUCGCCUCAACUUACGAUGGUCGGUUUCCAAUAGAAAUUCUUUUGAUCGAUGAAAAUAUGGAAUCUCUUUCAAAUAGAGGGCUUCCACUGAAUUAUUUUAAUUUUUUUUUUGUUUUAAAAAAAAUCUGAUGGCUUCCAAAAGAUUCGACAAACUUUUUUUCUAUCUAAACAAGGCUGACGUACGGACUUUUUGAAAAUUAUUUUUUUGAGCUUUUUUUCGUUCCGUUUUAAAAAAAGCUUGUUUUUUUGUUGAAAUGGUGAAAAAAAGUAAAGAAAAAAAGUAAUAAUUUUGCAUUUGAAUAGCCUUUUUUUGGUUUUUUUAAAACUGAUGUUGAAAUACUACAGUUUUUCAGUAUUUCAACAUAUCUUCAAUUCAGCCUUUUUUGAAGCUUGAAAACUUUUUUGGGAGUUUCAUCACUUUUUUUUUGACUUUUUGAAAGAUUUAUUUACUCUCAAUUUUCAAUUUGAAAAAAACAAAAAAAAAUCAUAAUGUAGAAAGUAGAUCUUGUGGAUUUUGAGAGUCGCAAAGGAUGGUGCAAAGUUUGUAAAUUACGUUUAAUGAAUGAGAAACGAAGUAUUUUAGAUUGGCUGGACCCACAUCUGUCUCUCAAAUCUCAUCAUCCGCAAGUAUGGACAGGAAAUCCUCGAACAAAUCUUGUCAGUUUUUUUUCAAAGUUUUUUUUUCCGGCCGUUCAAGCUACAUUGAGCUGAGGAAAGGGCUGAAAGUCACAGAAACUUGAUUUUUUCCAGGACCAAAGCCGGCUACCCAGAAGGCGUCACGUUCGACGUUCAGACGUACUACGACGACACGGAGACGAUGCGGAUCUUUCGGACGGCGGCAGGUGUUUUGGGACUGUCGGUGGACGACAUGUGGGAGAUGUACGGCGACUUUCUCGUCACCUAUUCCUGCGAAACGGGCUGGCAGAAAAUGCUCUUUUGUAUGGCCAACAACUUGCAGGUACAGCAAACUUCUAUACUGCAAAAAUACAAUUCUUUCGAUUCGAUUUUACUUUCAAGGCAGUCUUUUUUGAAGGAGUUCCUCGACAACCUCAACAGCAUGCACUACUUCAUCGACCAGAUUGCGUUCAAGUCCGAAAUGAAGGGACCGACUUUCCAAUGCGAGGCUUUUGGGGAGAAUGGCCUCAAAUUGCACUACUUCUCGUUUCGCCAAGGAUUGUUCCCCAUUGUCAAAGGUGAAUUGAAAAUGAAAUAUUUUUUAGAUAGAACGAAAGGUUUUGAGUUUUAAGUCGAAACAUUCGAAGAUUUUGUCGGUCGCUUCAAGAUGAAAUAAAUUUCUUCGAAAAGAUUUCUAGACUUUUAUAAAAUCCCAGUUUGAAGUGCCACGAAUCUUAGAAAUGGGAGAGAAAGUAUUGUAAGAUUACAAACGAACUUUUUUCUAUAAGGUCACUUCAAAAAAAAAAUUGGAAAUUUCAGGACUGGUCAGAAAAGCGGCAAGAACUCUAUUCGAAAUGGACGUCAAGGUUUUUUUUUUUCUAAUCUUCAUAUUAAAUAGAAACUUUGAAUAAAUGCAGGUGGUGAUGCUGGAGCGUAAUCAGGAGCGUCGUAAAAGUGGAAUGGUGGAACACGUCAUUUUCUCGAUUGAACCUGACGAAAAUCAUCGGAAAGGGAAGCGACUCGCCCACAAGUUCCGCAAGAUCAAAACCAUCGAAGAUUUGGCCGCAGUUGAGGUGUCACUUUAGUGGCGUUGCUAAGAAGUUACUAAAGUGUUUUGAAGGUGCCUUCAAUGCCAUUAUCCCUUAGAGACUUCAAACACAUCUUCCCAUACCACGUUUGCUUCAAUAAACAAAUGGUUAUCGAUCACUUGGGUCCGUUUUGAGAUCUCAAAACGACAGAAUGGAAUAAUUUUGUUGCUCUAGGUAUCUAUUUGCUCAGAGAAUACGGGUUGGAGAACAGAAAGACGUUGAAAGUGAGCGAUUUGCUGCAGAUGGUGCAACCUUCCGACAUUCAGGUGCUGACAGCAUAGAAUUUUGGAUCUAUAAUGUUCAGAUCAUCGGAAAGGAGCCCUUGAAAUUAUCAUUUUGAGUACUUCUUGAAAAAAGAUUCUUUUCAGCUGACUUACAAGAACGUGCUGAGCUACCAGAACACGUUGUUCAUCUUCCAACUGAAGCACCACAGCCGCCGGAACGAGGUCGAGCAGGGCAGCAGCGAGGCCUUCCAGCAGCCGCUCGUGCUCAAAGGCGAGAUGAUGCCGGUCAACGACGGCAACUCCAUCAUAUUCAUCUGUUCUCCUCACGUCACCACCGUCCGGGACAUCCUCAAGUUCAAGUUGUUCAUCUCCGACAUGCCGAUUCACGAUGCGACCAGAGACUUGGUCAUGUUGAACCAGAGCCGGAUCUGUCAGAUGGAACUGAAGUGGGUUUCUCGUUAACGGAUACUUUGAAUAUUGCUGAAAAUAUUCGAUAUGGAUCAGAGGUAUGACUAUUUUUCAGCAAAAAGCUGGAAGAGACAAUGAAGAAAAUGAAGGGAAUGGCCGAACAACUAGAGUUGAAAAAGGCGCAGACUGACCAGUUGCUCUUCGAGUUCGUGCCGCCCGUCAUUGCUCAAGCUUUGCGAGCAGCGAAGCCUGUACCAGCUCGUGAGUGAAUGGAAACUUUAACUAAAGAAGUUCGCUGAUGAAAGAAGUUAUCUACACGGUGGAAUUUUCUGUGUCUCUCAAGUUAGCGUAAAAGUUCUCUCUUCAGAAAAUCUUUUAAAUACUGUUUAGGUGUCGUUCUUUGAAACUAUACAAUCUUCUUAAAUGUUGCUGUUUUUCUUCUUCUAAUAGAUCAACUUACAGAAGAGUUUUCGGAAUGUUCUGUCAUUUUCACGGACCUCCCAGACUUCUUCACGAUCAGCGUUAAUUGCACGCCAAACGAGGUUGCAAAAAUGACAAAUAGAGAAAUGGAAAACAUAUUUUUGCAGAUUAUUGAAGUCAUCGCCAACCUUUUUCAUCGUUUUGAUCGGUUGAUCGAUAAACACAAGGUAAAAUAUUGUAACUGAAAAAGAAAUUUGCAACUUUCUGCAAAAUAACUUUUGGUCUGAAAAAUUAAAUUUAAAAGCUAUCGUUUCAGGGCUACAAAGUUUUGUCAUUAAUGGACAGUUAUUUGAUUGUUGGCGGCGUGCCAAAUGCUAACCAGUAUCACUGCGAGGAUUCGUUGAACUUGUCCCUGGGUCUUCUAUUCGAAGGGAGAAAAGUCAUCGUGCCCAAAUUGAACCAACCUGUCAGGGUAUGUUGCCAUUUCCUUCAUUUUUAAGAGGAUUAGAAAAAAGCCUUGUGAUCAAGAUUUCAAGAAAAAAAGAACAAUGGGAAAUUCAACUUCAAAAAGCUAAGGAGUGAUAUUCAUACUAUUCAGGUGAGAGUCGGAGUUCACUGUGGGCCAGUUGUAGCCGGUAUCGUUAGUCAGCAAAAGCCGAGGUAAUGAAAAUAAUUUUUGAUUCUUAUCCCUGUUUUUCAAAAAGACUGCAUGCAGUAUGCAUAUGCAUAAAUCUUCCUUAUGGUUUGGUAGUUCAAUCAAACAAAUACAUAGACACAAUUUCUCAAAACCCACUCGAAACAUGGGAAAUGUGAUCAAAUUUUUAUUUCUAAUACAAAUUUUGAAUUGAGUGAAGAGAAAACUUUUCAAAAAGGAAAAAUUGAAAAUCGGAACAGAUUUCCGGAAAUUCCCGCAUUAAUGCUGUUUCGCUUUUGCGCGUGGAUCCCAAUGCUUAGUCUUCUUGCGUACAAAACAAUUGACCUCACGAAAAAAACAGGAAAUUUUUUUAUUAAAAAAACUUUUUUUACAAAUAAAUCAAUUUUUUUGUUUGGGUUCAAAGUGUAUUUAUAUUAUCACUCUAAAAAAAUUCGCUUUGUUAACUUAAUACGCUUUUAUAAUUUUGGUAGAUUUGCUGUGUGAACAGAAUUCCAAAAAAAAAGUAACAAACCGAAGCAGUGAUUUUUAAAAUAUUUUGAAGUCAUUUCAAUUUUAAUUUCAUAAAAAAUUAUCAAACAGUCUUUAAAAGUUUUUUUAGUGAUUCCGAAAUACUUUUAACCGUUCUUCUGUUGCUAUUUCUUUAAACGACAAUUGUAAAAAUUCAAAUAGAUUCUGCGUCCUGGGAACUACCGUCAACGUGGCCAAGUCGAUUUGUGGGCACAGUGCGCCAGGCCAGGUGCUAGUAAGCAACGCAGUUCGAGCGUAAGUUUCAUAAUUUUUUGUUUUCAACUAAUCUGCUUUUUAGGGUUGUCACGAAACAUCUGCAGAGCAUUUUUGUCUUCACAUCUCAUGGAUACGUCGACAUUGCCGGCGGCAAAGUUCUCACUCAUUAUUUGGAGAAAAAUGAGAAGCUCAGCGUUUGGGAAAUAGUUGAUAGGGAGAAAGGUUAGUUCAAGGGUUUAAAAUUGAAAAUUAAGUUUUAAUGGCAGCAAAGGCAAUAAAUAAAGUUCAGGUCCAACAGAUUCUAUCGACGGCUACAAGGAGCUGCAUUCGGAGGAUGGAGCUGUGGAAUGGAUGGAAGCCAGCAACGCGGCUCAAUGCGCUAAAUCGGUAAGAGUUUAUUUUUCUCAAAAACGCUAUCACCACUCAUUCCAUUCAACUAUUUUGAAGAGAAGUUAUGCCUUUUUUUUCAAGAGCUGUGAAGAAUUUUGAAGCUUCAAGCCUAAAAUUCAUUUUUUUUUAGACAGAAAAAAAAGAUAGUGUUAAUGUUUCGGAAAAGCCUAUGACGAUUGAUAAAAGUCUUUUGGCAUUUCAGAUAAUCGACGCGAUGCACCCGGUGCCAAGUCGGACGAAGAGAGCGCUGACCAGGCUGCAGUCGGUCAAGCGCAAGUUCCGGACGAUUCAGAGCAACGACAGCGGCAUUUCGGUUGGCGGCCCCAGCGUCGAGUCCACCGUCUGCACCAUUUGCUGA
Caenorhabditis auriculariae is the source of this 4996-nucleotide messenger RNA. Lineage: Eukaryota; Metazoa; Nematoda; Chromadorea; Rhabditida; Rhabditidae. The record is from the annotation of a GenBank genome assembly.